UGGAGAAGGGUAAUUGAAACUAGGCCGCCAAUUGCAGAGUUGGGCUUCGUCCGCAUGUCGCAUGGUGUUCUCUCUUUUGGCAUCCACUAUUUGGCUUUCGCUUUCUUCUUUCCGGAGAUUGAAUCUUCUUAGCAAAGCUUAAAAACUGUGAGAAGAGAAUGCAGGAAAGUGAAAAGUGAUUGAUCUUGACACUGUUCAUUUUUUAGAAUACAAUCUUGCAAGAGAAUCUGAGAAACUAAGAUCUUUUCCUCGGCACAUUAUUCUUUGGUAUAGAUUUGGGAUUGUCACAGUUCCUUCAACUUCGAGCACAAUAAAAAAUAUACCCUGCAAGUGUUCAUAGAGGAAAUUAGGAAAUAUGGCCCAUAGAUGUCGAGGAAGGAAGGAGCUGAAGGCCCCUGAUAAAGACGAGAAUUGUGUUUCAGCUAGAGAACCAUUUUUACCCCAAGAAAUCGUCAUUGAGAUCCUGAACUGGAUGCCAGUAAAGUAUUUGUUAAGGAUGAAAUGUGUGUGCAAACAAUGGAAUGAUUUAAUUCAAGACCGCUAUUUCAUCCAAAAGCAUAUUAGUCUCACUAAUAGUCGCUAUGUAUACUAUUUCAAUAGACAGAAAGUUGAAGGUAACAUGGAUGAGGAAGAUGAUGACAAGGACAAGUCUAAAAAGGAGACAUUCCAUCUGGUCUGUGGUUGUGAUGGAAUGCUACUAAAGAGAAGCAAUGCCUCCCAGAAGUGUUUAAUUCAUAAUCCUACCACCCGCAAAAUACUAUAUCUGCCUGACUCUGAUCAUGAUCUUAGCCUUAGCAUAUCAUUCUCUUUUGUACCAUCCAUUGGUGAGUAUAAAUUGGUCUCUAUAUAUGAAGAUACUGCCACUGGUAACGAAGGUUGUGAAGUUAUUACUGUCGGUGUCGACGAGUCUUGGAGGCCUCUACAACUCCCUAACUCACAUGGUCCUAACCAGAGUAGAAGGAAACUCUCUGUUGCCUCUGCAGGUGCAGCUGUUCACUGCUUUAGAGUAACCGAGGUUGUGGGGGAGGUAUUUGAAGAAGUGGUCUCUCUUGAUUUGGAGACAGAGUGCUUCACAAGUACUAUUUUGGAGCCGGGCUUAUAUUCGGAUUGGAAGAAGGUUUGGGCUUUGAAUUGGAAUGGGCGUCCGGCACUUGCAGAGACAGGAAGAGAAGAGCUCAAGGUGCUGGUGAUAGAAGAUUACAAAAAGAAGUACAAACUGGCUGAAAACAAGUUUGGUGUCUCAUUGGGAGGGGCAAAAAAAGUUAUGCAGGGAGAAGAUUUUGUUCCUCUUGUUGCUGAGCGUGGCAUUUUGUGGGUCUGGCUGAGAGACAAGAAGAUGUUUGGUUAUGAUAUCAAACAUGGAAGAGUUCGUCGAGAGUUAUCUGUGCCCGAGGGUUACCGUAUUACAGACACAAUGUAUAUUGGCAGAGAAAGCUUAGCAACAUUGAGGGGAAUGCAGAAGCAGCCAAGUUCUUGGCUGGUUUGAUGGAUCAUCCUACAUCUUCUCUGUCAGAAAAUUUUCUUAUCUUCAAUAUACAUUCGUAUGCUGGUGGUUUGCUUAGGACCCUUACUGGGUACAGACAAGAUUUUCAUUUUUCAUUGAAACUGUUUGUUGGUCUCUUUUUGGCUGAAUACAAAUUGGUUACUAAGAUCAUAAUAAAGCAUUUUGAA
Vitis riparia (riverbank grape) is the source of this 1671-nucleotide messenger RNA. Its product is annotated as putative F-box protein At3g52320. The record is from RefSeq and is a predicted model, not a curated record. Lineage: Eukaryota; Viridiplantae; Streptophyta; Magnoliopsida; Vitales; Vitaceae. The transcript is spliced from 3 exons. Gene Ontology annotation, molecular function: protein binding. Bases 356 to 1486 code for a protein of 376 amino acids.